CAGCCUUUCCACUUACCGCCCCCGGUUUUGCCUUCCCUUCCCAACUUUCAGCUCACACAGCCUCCGGAUUCUCCACUCAAUCUACCUCCAUAUAUAUACACCAAACCUCACACCACCAUCUUCACAAUCAAAUCAACACAGGCUCACCUUUACUUCAACCUCACUACUCUCUUUUACAAUUCCCAAUUUCAUCUUCUUCAUCCGAAAUCUAAGCGAUCAUGAGCUCAGGAAGGAGGGCUUGGAUUGUGGCUUCAAGCAUCGGAGCCGUAGAGGCAUUGAAAGAUCAAUUAGGGGUUUGCAGGUGGAAUCAUCCUGUCAGGUCUUUGGUCCAGCACGCCAAGAACAAUCUCAGAUCUUAUAGCCAGGCCAAGAAAUUGUCGGCUUCUUCUGCUGCUGCUGUUUCCAACCAGGUCAGGAGGAGCAAGGAGGAGCGCAUGAAGAAAGUCAUGGACAUGAAUUGCUGGGGUCCUAGUACCACCAGAUUCUGAUUCUCUUGAAAGAUGACUUCCUGGUGCCGAGAAAAGAUCUCACAUCCCUUGUGCUGAAUCAAUCUAUCAUUCCUCCAGUUUUGUUCAUGCCUAUAUGAUUUUAAAAAAAAACAAAGAAAAGAAGACAGGUUCUGCCUGUUAUGUAGUGAUUGAAUCGCUAGAAUUUGGUUAGGGCAUGGUAUGUAAUUAAUUUGCAUGUACAUUGGGAAUGGAAGAAAGUGCCGAUAAGUUGGUGGAUCUCUCUGAUUUGCAAUGUUAACAAGGAUAUUGCUGUGUA
This is a messenger RNA of Prosopis cineraria, 765 nucleotides long. RefSeq lists its product as uncharacterized. The record is from RefSeq and is a predicted model, not a curated record. The coding region runs from base 219 to 488 and encodes 89 amino acids. Lineage: Eukaryota; Viridiplantae; Streptophyta; Magnoliopsida; Fabales; Fabaceae. The transcript has a single exon.